AUGGCUGCUCUACCCCCUGCAGCGCUGGCAUUUCAAAAAGCUCAUAUAAAAGAGAACCGCGGCCCUUCGGUAAUUGGGGUCAGCGCAACCCUGAUUGCCCUGGUCACCGCUGCUGUUUCAUUCCGCUUCCUUGGAAGACGUGUUAGACACCUUCCGUUGUUGAUGGAUGAUUUGUUGACGAUACCGGCAUUGGUUGGUCCUAACCCAAAUGUAGUCAACCCGUCAGCUAUUUUUGGCUCAGCUUGUCGCCAACGCCCAUAUCGGGAGCGUGUAGGGUGGGAACCAGCGCGUCCCAGCGCGUCAGAUACUUCCACCAGUGUCUUCAACACCUUUGCCGAUUUCGCAUUGCUAAUACUUCCGAUGUUCGUGUUAUGGAAUUCGCAUAUGCCUUUGAAUCGGAAAGGUGGCCUUAUUGGAAUCUUUUUGGUUGGUUCCUUAGCUUGUGCAGCGGGCUUGGUCCGCAUAUGGAGUACCGUAAACGCCCUGGGCAACGAAACCGAUACCAGCUGGACAACAGCGGAACCACUAACCUGGACAGCCAUUGAAGCGGGCGUAUGCUUGGUCUGUGCUUGUUUCCCUGUCAUGGCUCCACUCUUUGGCCAGUUCUUCCGCGAACAUGUGGGUGCCGCGGAAUCUGGCGGCAGCAAUCAGAAGUCUCACAGCAGCAAAGGCAGUAAAGGCAGCUCCAUUGUCCACAAAUUCACAGGACGCCACAACCACAAUAGCUAUAUUAAACAAGACGGCGAGGACAAAAUACCCCUACAUAACAUUUCGUGGCCAUUAGAGGCUCACGAAGCGGCAGCUGUGGACAUUGAGGGCGAGCAAAGUGUGCCUACGGCAGCAACGCGAGUCGUGGAUCAGGACCGCGGGCGAAGAGAACAGCUGCACCCAGGAGUGCAGGACCCAAGGGUCAUCAAUGAAGUCUAUAGGGGAGUGAGCCCGGGCGAGAUGGGAAUGGAUGAGGAUGGGAAACCGCUACCGUCCAACGGGAUCCUUGUGAAGAAUGAUCUCGAGUGGACAGCUGAGACCAGGCUUUGUCCUCCAUCAACAUCGUAG
Molecule: messenger RNA, 1056 nt
Organism: Letharia columbiana
Lineage: Eukaryota; Fungi; Ascomycota; Lecanoromycetes; Lecanorales; Parmeliaceae
Exons: 4
Coding region: 1-1056 (351 amino acids)
Source: RefSeq, a predicted model, not a curated record